Molecule: messenger RNA, 354 nt
Organism: Linum trigynum
Lineage: Eukaryota; Viridiplantae; Streptophyta; Magnoliopsida; Malpighiales; Linaceae
Source: the annotation of a GenBank genome assembly
AUGGGGGCGGUAGCGUCGCACACCGAAGCCGAAGCAUUCGACCUGGUCGUCGAUGAGGCAGACGUCGAAGAAGUCCUGGCUGUCAUAGCCGUCGAGCUUGAAUUCGACGAGCGUGGCGGGGGAAGCAACGUCGGAGCCGGAACAUUUGACCUUGUCGGAGCCACAGUCGCUGGUGAGGCUCAAGAAUUUGCCAGUGGAUUCCUCGAACAGUGCGUCCGGCCCCACAUGCGGCCGCCCCAUGAAGCUGGCGGGGAGAUGGUUCGGGUAUCGCCCUUCUGUGUUGAAGGCGUGGAUCUUAUGAGGGGUAUGCGAGCAGGUUACGUGCAAGGGAAAAGAGAUGAUUUGGGAUUUUAA